UUGAUAAAAUUGUAAAAACCGCGUCGAAUUAUUGUAUAUACAAACAAAUAAAUACUUUCUUUACACAGGUGCCAAACUUGCUUUGCUUCUUUGUAACUCUAAUCAGACAAUUAAAAAAUGCAUUAGAUUCCUUUAGAUAUGGAGGACACAGAGCUGGAUUCCUCGGAACUUGGCACUCGGGAAUACUGGGAGAAAGCUUAUAAAACUGAGAUAUCCAAUUUUGAUGAUCACGGUGAUUCUGGCGAUGUGUGGUUCGGCGAAGACAGUGCACACAGGGUAAUAGAUUGGAUAUGUAAAUGUGGAGUUGCGAGGGACACUCCUACUGUUGAUUUAGGCUGUGGUAACGGUUACACGUUGACAGAAUUGGCGCGAGAAGGCUUCACUAAUCUGCUGGGUGUGGACUACUGUCAGGAAGCUAUCACAUUAGCUGAGAAAGUGUCAAAGAAAGAGUUUCCUAUUAUUAAGUACAAAAUUUUCGAUAUAACAAAAGAUGAUGUAGCACACCUAGGUAGCAAAUUUGGUGUGGUCCAUGACAAAGGCACUUAUGACGCGAUCUGUUUAAACCCAGUCGACCCCAGGAAACAUAGGGGGAAAUACAUAGACAAAGUGACGGAAAUGAUUGAUAAAAAUGGUUUAUUCGUAAUCACGUCUUGCAACUGGACAGAAGAAGAAUUAAUAAAACACUUCUCAGAGAAAUUGAAACUCAAAUGCAUUAUACCAUCGCCCCAAUUUAAAUUUGGCGGGAAAGUGGGCAGUGUUGUGUCUUCCGUUGUUUUUGAAAAUAAAUAAAUAUUUCUUAUU
Plodia interpunctella (Indianmeal moth) is the source of this 801-nucleotide messenger RNA. RefSeq lists its product as uncharacterized. Lineage: Eukaryota; Metazoa; Arthropoda; Insecta; Lepidoptera; Pyralidae. The transcript is spliced from 5 exons. Bases 139 to 789 code for a protein of 216 amino acids. Gene Ontology annotation, molecular function: protein-lysine N-methyltransferase activity. Gene Ontology annotation, cellular component: cytoplasm. The record is from RefSeq and is a predicted model, not a curated record.